This is a messenger RNA of Malus domestica (apple), 1260 nucleotides long. NCBI's taxonomy places the organism in Eukaryota, Viridiplantae, Streptophyta, Magnoliopsida, Rosales, Rosaceae. The record is from RefSeq and is a predicted model, not a curated record.
AUUUGAUGUGGCUGGACGUGUGACUGGGUUUGGGAAUCCUGAUUGGGCGAGGACUCACCCGGCUGCUGAGUCAACAGCUCCGGCUGUUUCAGCAAUAUUGAGUGGAGGUGCCACAAGUAUUGGUAUAACUGUCAUGGAUGAAAUGGCAUACUGUAUAAAUGGAGAGAACAAGCAUUAUGGCACACCCAGAAAUCCGUGCGCACCAGAUAGGGUGCCUGGAGGCUCUUCUAGCGGUUCUGCUGUUGCCGUAGCUGUAGGCCUCGCAGAUUUUUCCUUAGGAACCGACACUGGAGGAAGUAUAAGAGUUCCUGCUUCAUAUUGUGGAGUUUUUGGGUUUCGGCCAUCUCAUGGUGUCAUUUCUACCUCUGGAGUUACUCCCCUGGCACAAAGUUUCGAUACAGUGGGAUGGUUUGCAAGGGAUCCUGCGAUUUUGAAUAGAGUUGGACGAGUGUUACUCCAAUUGCCUGAUACAGGUCCUGUCGUACCCACUCAGUUAAUCAUCGCAGAAGACUGUUUCCAGCUUUCAAGUGUUCCAAGCAGUCGAGUGAAACAAGUACUUGUUGACUCAGUUGAGAAGUUAUUUGGGGGUCAUGUUAUAAAACAUGCUAACCUUGGGGACGUUGUCAAGGACAAAGUUCCAAGCUUGAACUCUUUUCUGGAUAAAGGAAAUCCAAGUGAAGAGUACAUUAUACCGUCAUUGGCAGCCCUAUCAACCGCCGAUCGUCUACUUGAAAGAAUAGGUAUGAAUUUCAAGAGCAACCAUGGUGAAUGGGUUAGUACAGUCAGACCUGACUUAGGUCCCGGGAUAGGAGAACGUAUAUGGGCAGCUGUUCGGUCAACAGAUGAAAAUGUCGAUGUUUGUCACUCCGUGAUGACUGAAUUGCGUGCUGCUCUUACUGACCUUCUCGGGGAUUUCGGUGUCCUCGCAAUGCCUACAGUUCCAGGGGAUCCACCAAAAGCUGCAAACAGAUCCUACAACACUGCACAAUUUUCGUGCCAGGGCUUUCAGCUUCCUAUCCAUUGCCGUAGUUUCCGGAUUCUGCCAGGUGACUAUAUACCACUAGGGAUGUACGAUAACCUACCCGUUUCAGUUUCCUUGCUGGCAAAGCAUGGCUCGGACGGGUUCCUGCUCAAUCUUGUCGAGACUCUUUACGACACUCUCAAAGAACACGUCGGGAAGUUGUGAAUGUUGACUACAAGAUUUUGAGUUGCAGACUCUGAUAAUCUUUUCCUGAUAUAUGUGUGCUUGUAAGUUUUGCU